GAAUUAAACCAUGGAUCAUCAACACAGCACAGAUGAUAUAAAAGGCAUUAAUGAAAUAAUUGUAAAUACGGUAUCUGAGACCAAAGCAGACGACAUAAACGCAAUGGGAGAUUUGGAAAAAGACAAGGAGGAUAGCGUUUCUAGCUUACCAUUUUUUCAAUACAAGGAUACUGUUAAUAACCAAGACGGUCAAACUGAUCUGGAAUCAAAAGAUACCCAAUCGGAUAUAAAGAACAAUCCUGGAUUGUUAAAAUCCGAGCUUAAACCAGGGGAAACUUUAAGUGAAGGAGACCAUGCAGGAAGCAGGAGAGUAUCAUUCUAUAGUGAUAUAGGAAUGCAAAGACUACCUUACAGUAGGCAAGGUUCACAAAACAUUGAAGCUGCCGGAUUUAUUCAACAGGGACCAUAUUUACACCCACUUUAUGCGGGAAUUCCACUUGCUCCUAAUUACAGAAGGAUAUCGCUGCUGCCAUUUUCAUGUAAUGGCGAGUUACCAACCAGGAGAAAAACAUCAGCUGAGGUUUUCUACUACCCACAAGCUCAAUACUUGACCAGACCGUCACAACAUGGAAGAGUGUCUGUUUUUUCAAUUGGGAAUUCCUCAGAUACAGGUACUAUAGGUUCCGACGGUGAAGAAAGGAUUCCGCAAUUAAACCACUACAGAGCGAGCGUGUUUGACAACCAAAGGCCAACCUUAUAUCAACUUCGUGAAGAAGAGAUUAGAGCGAAAGAGCCGCCAACAGAAAUGUUUUCCGACGAACUGUUUGACGAUACUGAAGCAGGGGAGAGAAAGAAUGCGUCUGUUACAGUCUCCGGCCAUAAGUUUGGAUGGAUUCAGGGCGUUCUGGUUCGAUGUCUUCUGAAUAUAUUUGGUGUAAUGUUGUUUUUGAGGUUGUCAUGGGUUACAGGACAGUCAGGUAUCGGACUAGCAACUGUCAUUAUUGCAUUGGCCAGUACAGUUACCUCUUUAACAGCAAUGUCAAUGUCCGCAAUCUGUACCAAUGGAGAGGUAAAGGGAGGUGGGGCUUACUAUAUGAUAUCAAGGAGCUUAGGACCGGAGUUCGGUGGUUCUAUUGGUGUAGUGUUUUCCAUAGCAAACGCCGCUGGCGCUGCUAUGCACAUUGUUGGCUUGGCAGAAACUGUCAGGGACAUAAUGUGGGAUCAUGAUGCGUAUAUCACAGGUGACAGUAAUAAUGAAGUUAGAAUCAUCGGACUGGCUACAAGUUGUUUGUGUCUGGCCAUCGUACUGAUUGGCAUGGAAUGGGAAGCGAAGGCACAACUUGUCUUACUGGCUAUUUUGAGUAUUGCUUUGAUCAAUUACUUUGUCGGCACUUUUAUACCACCUGACGAUGAGAAAAAAUGGAAAGGUGUUGUAGGAUACAAUGAUGAAACCUUUUCAACAAACUUUGGCCCACAUUUCACCGAAGGCAACAGUUUCUUCUCCGUGUUUGCAAUAUAUUUCCCGUCGGCUACCGGUAUCCUAGCUGGUGCCAACAUUUCUGGAGACCUUAAAAAUCCAUCAAGUGCGAUUCCAAAAGGCACAUUUCUCGCCAUAUUGCUGACGUCACUCGUGUAUGUAGCAAUAGUAUGGUCCAUUGGUGGAUGUGCAGUUCUAACGGCGGUUGGCGAGAUUCUCACACCGGGAAUGUUUAUGGAUCCUGUAACCAACGCAACCAUUACCCCGACUUUAGACCUAGUGCAAAACUGUGCGGCAUUUAAUCAGACCUGCAAAUCCGGACUUCUUUUAGAUAAUGGGAUGGUCGUAAUUGCGUCAGCAUGGAAACCACUUAUUUGGGCGGGAAUAUUCUCAGCAACAUUAUCUUCUGCUUUGGCAAGUAUGGUCGGAGCUCCAAAAGUGUUCCAGGCUUUGUCGAAAGACAAACUUUUCCCUUUUAUUCACAUUUUUGCAAAGGGAUACGGUCCAAGCGAGGAACCAAAGCGAGCAUAUAUUUUAUGUUUUGCUAUUUGCUCAGCAAUGGUUUGUGUGGGCUCCCUCGACAUUAUUGCACCGAUUAUUUCAAACUUCUUCUUGAUGGCAUAUGCGAUGAUCAACUUUUCAUGCUUCGAUGCGUCAAUGGCCAAUUCACCAGGGUUUAGGCCGGGCUUCAAGUACUACAGCAAAUGGUUAAGUCUUAUUGGAUCCCUGUUAUGCAUUGCCGUAAUGUUUUUGAUCAACUGGUGGGCGGCGCUGGUCACGUUUGUGAUUGUUGCUGGCUUAUAUUUUUACGUAUUUCGGACAAAGCCAGAGGUAAACUGGGGCUCAUCGACUCAGGCAAACGCAUACAAAGAUGCCCUUAGAUCAACGUUGAAAUUGAUCAACGUUGAUGACCAUGUGAAGAAUUAUCGUCCUCAGUUUCUCGUGCUGUCAGGGUAUCCAAGGAACCGGGCAAAUCUCGUGGACUUUGCGUCUACCAUCACUAAGAAACAAAGUCUUCUGGUUUGUGGUCACGUGUUCCAGGGUGACUUUGAACAACACAUGACAAGAGUUCGGUCAAUGUCCGCGUACAGGUGGUUUGAAAACAAAAAGAUCAAGGCAUUUUACAACUGUGUGUGUGCACCAACAUUUAGAAUAGGAGUGCAAGUUCUUCUGCAGGCUGUUGGUGUGGGGAAAUUACGGCCGAAUACAUUACUACUUGGUUACAAGAACGACUGGCAAAAGACAGAUCCUGUAGAAGUUCUUGACUACUUCAACGUCAUACAGGAUGCAUUUGAUUUGAAGUAUAGUGUAGGAAUUUUACGUUGUGAUGGCGGAUUUGACAGAAAUAAAGUUCCAGAUAAUAUUCUAGAUCUAGACAGUCCAGAAUUAUUUGAUUCUGAUGUUGAACAAGAAGAAGAUGAAGAUGAAACUGUUAAGGAACCGGAAAAAGAAGUACGUAACGAAUCAAACAGUAUACCAAGCUCUGUUGUUGAGAGAAAAGAUAGGAACAACAAAACUAACAACAUCCGUUUGAUACGGUUACAAACGCUAGAGGAAGGAGUGGAAAAUGCCGCAUUUGAGGAUCCAAAGGUAACUGAAUCAAAACCUACAAUUACCCCUUCCUUACUCUCGCAAGAUGUGCCCGAAAAACCGCCGACGAAUUUUAGAGAUAAACAAUACGGAACCAUAGAUGUUUGGUGGCUUUACGACGACGGGGGUUUGACACUUUUAUUGCCGUACAUUUUACACAAAAGUAAACAGUGGAAACAUGCUAAAUUACGCGUGUUUUGUCAAGGCACGAAGAAAGGGGACAUGACUGAAGACCGAGCAAAAAUGGCCUCAUUGUUAGCUAAAUUCCGUAUUGAAUAUUCGGAGCUGACGGUCGUGACGGAAUUAAACAAGAAGCCUCAACUAUCAACUUACAGAGAGUUUGAGAGUCUCGUGCAACAAUGGCGUGUUAAACCUGGUGAAUUUCAGGAAAAGUUCCCGUUGAGAAUUGCAGAUGGAGAUCUUAUUGAACAUAAACAAAAGACCUACCGACAUCUUCGUAUCCGUGAGAAACUUCUAGAGCAUUCCAGAGACGCUUCUCUUGUUGUCUUGACUCUACCAGUUCCUCGGAAGACUUCUUGCCCGGCUGGCUUGUACAUGGGUUGGUUGGAAAUACUAACAAAAGGACUGCCACCUACCCUUCUACUGAGAGGAAAUCAGGAAAGCGUCCUAACUUAUUAUUCCUAGUUCUUAAACGGACCAUAUUUUCGGCCAGUAUGAAUGUUUCGUCAGAUUAUAGACCUUAUAACAUGUGUUCUUUUAAUGCAGUUUUUUGUGUUAUCAUAGUGUACUUAAAUCGGAGAAAGAAAUCUGAAGAAGCCUGUGAAGUGUUCAUAAUCGACAACUAUUUCUUUCGGAAAAGCAAUCUAGUUCUAAAACGAACUUUUCAUUUCAUUCUAAAAUUUUCAUGAAAUCAUAAGUUUGUUGACAAUAGGCAUUCUCAAGAAAUAUUUUCUACCAGUUCGUGUUUAAGCAAAUGUUCGUAAGCAAAAUGGCAUUGUAAUUCCGGGGUUUAAGUAUGUAUAUAUUUAAAUUUAUUUUAUUUGUCAUUUUUUAGAAAAAAAUGAAAUUGUUAAUAUUUAGACACGUCUCUGUGUUGUAUGAGUUUGUCUGUACUUCGUUGUUUUCCACAAAUAUAAAUAUUCCAUUGUA
Molecule: messenger RNA, 4117 nt
Organism: Ruditapes philippinarum (Manila clam)
Lineage: Eukaryota; Metazoa; Mollusca; Bivalvia; Venerida; Veneridae
Product: solute carrier family 12 member 3-like
Exons: 22
Coding region: 11-3652 (1213 amino acids)
Biological process (GO): potassium ion homeostasis; chloride transmembrane transport; cell volume homeostasis
Cellular component (GO): membrane
Molecular function (GO): sodium:potassium:chloride symporter activity
Source: RefSeq, a predicted model, not a curated record